UUGGAUUCUAAUCGAGUAUACCGUAGUUCUCUUAGUGAACAAAAAAGAGUGAAACUUUCAGCUAUCUCCAGCCCUCGGGGGAUAUAAGGUGAGUUUUGAAAACAGCCAAGGCUUGAGGAGCUCGACCGACAGAAUGAUAACAUUUUUGAUAACAAAGACAAUAUACCCUGCUUCAAAAUAAUGUGGCAAUUUUUCAGCUGUGCCCCCAGCUGGAUCGAAAUGGUCAAAUAUAUGAUCUACUUCCACAGAGCUGACCCGUCUAUCGACUACCUAGUCGAUGAAGGCUAUUAAACGAUAAUCAGGAUAUUUGCGGCGGGUGAACUUGUCGUAGUGUCAAUGACUGCAUAGGUCAUAACAGCCUCGCACAAAUACACCCAAGCCACGGACUGGUAGAUGUUUAACUGGAAGGAGAGGGAUUGGUAGGAGAUGGACUUGCACAAGAUGGAGUGGUAGGAGACGGGCUCGUAGGGCCGGUAGUGCUUGAAGUGGUCCUGCUUGUGAUUGGCGGGCAAGUGCAGUCCUUAGUAGUAUUCAGAUGGCAAUGACCUCGACCAUAUUCGAAGUUCUGGCAGUAGUCCCCGCGACUGUCACAGUCAGGAGAUCUACAAUCUCGCUUUCCAGGAUCUGGUCCGGCCGUGAUAUCACAAUAGCAAGGUUGGUGAAUAUGCAAGAAUGCCCAUGGGGAGUCGGGGUUGUGGUACUUGUCGGGGCCGACCCUGUGGUGGUCGAUAACGCGCCCGUUGUAGUGCUGCAAGGAGCGGCGGUAGUCGUGGAUGUGGUCGGCCCUGGAGCAGUCGUCGGACCCGUUGUAGUGCUGCCAGGGGCAGUCGAUGGACCCGUUGUAGUGCUGCAAGGAGCGGCGGUAGUCGUGGAUGUGGUCGGCCCUGGAGCAGUCGUCGGACCCGUUGUAGUGCUGCCAGGGGCAGUCGAUGGACCCGUUGUAGUGCUGCAAGGAGCGGCGGUAGUCGUGGAUGUGGUCGGCCCUGGAGCAGUCGUCGGACCCGUUGUAGUGCUGCCAGGGGCAGUCGAUGGACCCGUUGUAGUGCUGCAAGGAGAUGGAGUGGAGAUCUACAAUCUCGCUUUCCAGGAUCUGGUCCGGCCGUGA
Perkinsus marinus ATCC 50983 is the source of this 1105-nucleotide messenger RNA. RefSeq lists its product as hypothetical. The coding region runs from base 536 to 1105 and encodes 189 amino acids. Lineage: Eukaryota; Perkinsozoa; Perkinsida; Perkinsidae. The transcript has 3 exons. The record is from RefSeq and is a predicted model, not a curated record.